CAAGCUACACAGACUUGACUAAUGACUUGGACUUUUGGAUGCUCUUCCAUGAAUUGGCUUGUUGCACUGCUGAUGAAGGAAUUAUUGAUGUAUUCAAACCUCCUCUAAUCUGAAGGGUGCUAGAAUUUAGAACACUAGUUCGAAUUGGAUUCGAAUCGAGUGGCGAAUCUCUCUGCAGAAACACUAGAAAGCUGAAGCAAGAUCACGGGAACACAAGGAUAAUAAACCAGAGCUUGUAGGACUUCUGCUUCAGGUUGAUUCAUCAAUGUCUACUGAUAGCGUUGAUGCUGCUGAACUACUUUUGCGCCUUUCAAUUUUUGGAUUCAGCCAACUAUCUGCUAGUGAUCAACUAGAGGAGACGGAAGAAGUGCGUAAUAAACUAGUUCAUCAAGGUGUUCCAGUGCUCGAGCAACUCCCUGAAGAAACCGAGGAGGAUUUGAGAGUCAGAACAUUCACAGAGCUAUUCAAGAAACUUCCCUUCCAUGAGCAUGAUCUUUUCCUUUCCAAAGUUACAAAGAAAUUCAAGCGCGAAGGGCAAUUUGGCGAACUGAUUUCUUGGUUCAGUAAACUAGAUUCCAAUGAACAACAAGAAGUGAUUGGUAAAAUUGUUAAUGUCACAGCUGAUUCUGACAAAACCAAUGAUGAAGAUGUCUUACUCGGAAGAUUUUCACAGCUGUCGAGAGAUUAUACCGACUAUGUUCAUAAGCUUCUCGUCCCCUGCAUGGAAGAACAUAAAAAGAAACGAAAAGAUGAACAGAAGACAGCCGAAGAGGAAACUAGUUCGGAUUGGAAAUCCCGUUUUGAAGAGUUUUACUUUGGUUUCUCAAUUGUUUGGUUCAAGGCACAAGGCGUGGAUAUACAGAGAUGGUUGAUAAAACAUCCAAACUCUGGUAGAUCAGUAAAAGGUUCUGCUAGUGGAAUAAUUCAUCGGAUACUCCACGGAGAGAGCGAGGAGGAUUUCAGACUCAGAAAAUUCUCCGAGCUUCUGUGCACAAAAGCACUUCCCUUUGGUAUUCAAGUUCGUUUGAUUGACACCGUCGAAGAGGAACUGCGUAAACGAACAUCUUUUCCUCGCGGGAACCUUAGAACAAAAGUUUCGGCCAGUCGUGAAAUAUUAUCUCAGCUCUUAACUUUUGGAUUUAGCCUACUAUCCGCCACUGAUCAACAACGGAAAAUUGAAGAAAUCUCCGGUAAAGCUAGUGGAAUGGUUGAGAUUUUCAAAAGAGUUGCAGAAGAAAGUGAAAUCUCUGGUGAAGCGGGUGGAAAGGUUGAGAUUAUCAAAAGGACUUGCAGAAGAAAGUGAGGAAGAUUUCAGAAUGAGAACGUUCACAAGCCAAGUUCACAAAGUUUGGUCCUUUACCCUAGCUCAUUUGCUCUCCAAAAUUUUAAACAAAUUCUUAUGUGAAAGAAAGUUGCAUGACUUGACUCUUUCGUUCGGGCAACUAGGCUCCAAUGGUCGGAAAAAUAUGAUAGAACAAUUGUUUGAUUGGUUAAUGGAGACGUACUAUUCAAGCGAAUACACCAAAGAUGUCAUAAUUGAGAAACUCUCCGGAGAAAGUGAGGAGGAUUUCAGGCUCAGAAGAUUUAUAAAGCUCUGUACUACGCAUCCUUCCCUUUGGGAUCAGAAUGAAGUUGCGAAGUGGGAUCUCACAAGUACGCUGCAAACAUCCGGUAACCAAGAGAGAGAGAGAAUCAAACACGACAGUAUUUCAGUAUCACAAAAUAAUUUCUCCUCGCGAUAUGCUGAAUUUUACUUUGGUUUGUCCAUUAUUUGGUUCAAGACAGUGUGCACCAACGAACCAAGAAACCCCAUUCAAGUACUUCUCGGUGAAGCUGAAGAAGGUGACACAAUAGAGAAACUCCACGGCGAGAAUGAGGAGGAUUUCAGACUCCGAAGAUUCAUCGAGUCGUUUAAACAACUUCAACUUAGCUCCCAAGAGUAUAUCGUUGAAUAUAUUAUGAAAACGUUACGGGAAGAUAUGGUUUAUGGUUACAGGUGUUAUCAAACUGCUGGUUACAGGUGGGAUCAAACUGCUAAGGAUGCAUUCGCGUCUACCUACUGGUUCGAAGAAGAUCUUCCCUUUGCUCAUCACUUCAUAAAGUUGAAAACUCCAAAUCUAAGGGGAGGAGGAGGGGGAGGAGCAACCGGUCAAGGAGGAGGAGCAACCGGUCAAGGAGGUGGAGCAACCGCAAUUACACAAGGAAGGUAGGGAACAAGUGAACAGACGGGUCGAUGAUUUGCAACACUCCACAAGUCAAUAAAUCUCCGAACAAAACUAUUUGUACCAUAUUUAAUAAUUGCGUUAUUGGACAUAAUAUACAUGUAGUUGCUUCAAGUUGAUUUUACAAUUUCUAUGUACCUUGAUCUUC
Pyrus x bretschneideri (Chinese white pear) is the source of this 2370-nucleotide messenger RNA. RefSeq lists its product as uncharacterized. Lineage: Eukaryota; Viridiplantae; Streptophyta; Magnoliopsida; Rosales; Rosaceae. The record is from RefSeq and is a predicted model, not a curated record. Bases 266 to 1303 code for a protein of 345 amino acids. The transcript has 2 exons.